This is a messenger RNA of Saccostrea cuccullata (small rock oyster), 568 nucleotides long. RefSeq names its product multiple epidermal growth factor-like domains protein 10. Lineage: Eukaryota; Metazoa; Mollusca; Bivalvia; Ostreida; Ostreidae. The record is from RefSeq and is a predicted model, not a curated record. Bases 1 to 546 code for a protein of 181 amino acids. The transcript is spliced from 4 exons.
AUGCAUCCAGCAGCGUACAAGCACAAAUUGGUACAUCACGAUGAUCCCAAAUGUAAGGCGGGAUUUUAUGGCGUUAAUUGUCGGCAGACGUGUAGUGGUAAUUGUGUGGACAGACAGCCUUGUGGAAGAGUCCGUGGGCAUUGUAGGAACGGCUGUACUGAUAGUUGGUCUGGUUUACGCUGUGAUUACACUGUACCAUCCUUACAGACGAGUACAUCACAGACUCCUGGAUCAGAACUCCCCUCCUAUGUCCUGUAUGUAGCCCUUACUGUUACUUCAGUCAUCAUACUUGGGGCAGGUGUUUCUGUCCUGGUUUGCUGUAUGAGGAAAAAACAAAGAAGAAGACUUUCAUCAACGAAUUGGGACAAAAAUGAACGCAGUGAAAACGACAAGAUAUUCAAUAUCGAUAACGAAAUAUAUGAUUCAAUAUAUGAACAACCGAUAGAACAGGAUAGCGAGCGGCCGCCAUCUUAUCGCUCUGUAGACCAUGCAUAUGAGGAGAUGAAACCAGACCCAGUCAAUGAUUAUAUAGAGAUCACUGAAUGAAUAUUACAUAUGCUACAAGGGA